GGAAUAAUGACACUUCACAAAACGUUCAUUCAACACGAAGCAAGUUGGGAAACACUUUGGCUACAUUUUCACUUGUGGAUAUCUGCUAGAUUUCUAGAUGUACAUGUAGACUAACUUUACUCUGUGCUGAUGGGACAAUACUGAAACGAGUAAAAAAACAGCAACCCAGUUUCUCAUUUUCUUUACAGUAGCGGCUGUGCUCCCUAACCCCGGCCGGGACAAUGAGGGAUGCAGACCAAGGCACACUUCCCCAACUCUACGAUAUUUUCAAUGGAGAGGUGGCCAAUGUCCAGACGUACGGAGCGUUUGUCAAGAUCCCAGGAUGUAGGAAACAAGGACUUGUGCACAAGAGUCAAAUGUCCAGUGCCAGAAUUGAUGACCCCUCUGAGAUGUUGGCCAAAGGGGAAAAGGUUUACUGCAAAGUCAUAGCGAUGGAGGGAGACGGUGAGAAGAUAUCUCUGUCCAUGAAGGUGGUCAACCAGACGACGGGCAAGGACCUGGACCCUAACAACGUACAGGCCAGUCUAGACGAGAAAAAACGUCGCAAGUGGAACUUCAAGGGAGAGAACAAGAUUGAGCUGGGAGCUGAGCUGAACACAGUCUGUCGUAGAUGUGGCGGGCACGGUCACUUCGCCAUGGACUGUUUCUCUGGCCAGGGAGACAACCAGUACGACCUUAUCCCCGACCUGGACAAACUGACAGAGUUACUCCCCGUGGAGGAGAGAGCGCCAAAGGCCCCAGCCAAGAAAAAGAAGAAGGAUAAGAAAAAGAAAGAUAAGAAGAAGAAAGGGAAGAAACGACACUCGAGCCCCAGCGAGUCGGAGCAGAGCAGUGGAGAGGAAGAGGUUUCGUCGAGGAAGAGGAAGUCUCGUCAACGGUCUAGCUCUCACGGGGGAGAGGGGAGGAAAAAACGCAGGCAUUCGGGGAGGGACAGUUCCUCCGACUGUGAGAGGGAGGAGGGGAGGGAGAGGGAUGGAGGGAAGGAUGGGGACAAGGGGAAGGGGAGGGAGAGGGACAGCUUCAGCAUUCGCUGGGACCCAUCUCAAAGACACACCCAGCCUGUGUUCACAGAAAAGACACAUCCCGAGGACACAUCUGGCCUGUGUUCACAGAAAAGACACAUCUAG
Aplysia californica (California sea hare) is the source of this 1127-nucleotide messenger RNA. RefSeq names its product nucleolar protein of 40 kDa. NCBI's taxonomy places the organism in Eukaryota, Metazoa, Mollusca, Gastropoda, Aplysiida, Aplysiidae. The coding region runs from base 222 to 1127 and encodes 301 amino acids. Gene Ontology annotation, molecular function: RNA binding; zinc ion binding. Gene Ontology annotation, biological process: RNA stabilization. The record is from RefSeq and is a predicted model, not a curated record. The transcript has 8 exons.